AUGGGGCAGUCUACUGCAACUUUUACACCCCGUGCAAGGAAUGUGUUUACAACAUCAGCACCUAGAGUUGACAUAGCUAUGGAUAGAAACCAGUCUGUUAAUGAAGGCAAUGUGUCGUCGUUGUCACAAUCCACAAACAACCACCAUCGUAGAACGAAGACAACAUGUCCGAUUUUUACACCUACAGUCAACAUGGAUUUUAAUAGCGACUCUGACAAUGAUAGCGACUACGACCCUUUUACAGAAUAUUACGAUAUCGGUUCCCCUCUUAUCGAAUGUGGCUUUUGUAAAUCAAUGAUGUGGUAUCAAGAGAGGAUGCACAAAAGUACACAUUCAGAAAACCCAAAGUUUAUGAUGUGUUGUGGAAACGGAAAAGUUGAACUACCAAUCCUAAGACAGCCUCCGGAACAGCUUGCAAAACUUUUGUUUGAUCAUGACAAUACGGUGAGCAAGAAGUUUCAACAACAUAUCCGACUUUACAAUAUGAUGUUUGCAUUUACAUCACCCGGAGCCAAGUUUGACAAUCGUUUUAACGAUGGCCGUGGUCCCCCAACCUUGAGGAUACAAGGUCAAACAUGUCAUCGAAUAGGAAGUUUGUUGCCUCCGCAAGGUGGAAAACUGAAAUUUGCUCAAUUAUAUAUUUAUGACACCGAAAAUGAGGUGGAAAACCGGAUGCAUGGCCUAAGGAACAAAGAGAUCAUUGAUCCUGCUGUCGUCAACCAGUUGUCCAGUAUGCUUUAUGAAUUCAAUCCCCAUGCUAAGAGCUUUCAAAUGGCGAGACAAUGGUUAAAUGGUGGGGACACUCAAAACCUGAAGCUACGACUUAUUUCUAGCCGAUCCACCGAUGGGAGAGUGUAUAAUCAACCUACUGUGUCUGAAGUUGCAGCCUUGGUUGUUGGUGAUAUUGACACGGCAGAAAUGAGGGAUAUCAUAAUGCAAACAAGAGGAGGACGACUUCAGAGAAUCAACGAACUCCAUGCCGCUUACAUGGCUUACCAGUAUCCUUUGAUUUUUCCUUAUGGUGAGGACAGUUAUAGACCAGAUGUCGCUCAAAGGGACUUGCCUGUCAACGAAAAUAGCAUGAGGAAUAGGCUCACAAUUCGCGAAUUUCUUGCCUUUCGCAUUCAAACCAGGUUAAACGAGGCUAAGACUUUGUUAUCUUCUAGAAGGUUGUUCCAACAAUUUCUGGUCGAUGGUUACACUAUGUUGGAGUCCGAGAAACUUGAAUGGCUACGGAAAAAUCAACCAAAGCUUCGAGUGUCCAAAUUUGUUUAUUACCUUUACCUGUAA
Molecule: messenger RNA, 1290 nt
Organism: Vicia villosa (hairy vetch)
Lineage: Eukaryota; Viridiplantae; Streptophyta; Magnoliopsida; Fabales; Fabaceae
Exons: 5
Coding region: 1-1290 (429 amino acids)
Source: RefSeq, a predicted model, not a curated record